AACAGACUAUAAUCAAGCUAAAGAAUAUUUUAAAAAUAGGUUUUUAACCCUUAAUACAAACCAUGAAAAACAGAUAUAUGUGCACUUUACCGUUGCUACAGAUACCCAACUAUUGGCUGUUGUCAUGGAAUCUGUUUCAGAUAGCAUUUUACAAGAAAACCUUCAAACUCUUUUACUGUAGCAUUUCAAUUACCGCGCCAACCAAUUGAUAAUAAAUACAACAUCCCUUUUUCAGUCAUUUUCUUUCUUGUUCUUUUCACAGUCUGAUCAUGAUUUGCCCUAAUUGCAGCAGUACGGCAAUUACGGAUGAGGAUCGUGUAUCCGUUUGCAAUGAUUGUGGAACUGUGCUGGAAGAAAAUUUUAUUAAUGUGGAGGAACAAGUACAUGCAGGAGAUUCUGCUGGAAGGACGUUCAUGGUACAUCACAAGCCAAAAAAAGACAACGUUCUAACCUAUUGGGUAAGGAAAGUGUUUCACUACUUUGGCUUUCCAGCAGAUUCUAUUCAGCAAACCGUUGAAUUCUGCCAUAAACAUAGCAAGAUGCUAAACCAUCACAGAUCUGUUGAAACUGCGCUUAUUUUAGCAUCAUUAAUCGGCUGUGCAAAACAACCUGGCUGGCAAACUCAUGAUUACAUUCGUGCCUUUCCUCAACCUGUAGAAACAAAAGGUCUUCGAAAAAUGCAGCUUACUAUCACUUUAUUAUUUAGUUCUCUUACAGCAGCGGACCACAACAUUCCAACACAACUGGAAUUUAUGCUGGACAAAAUAUUUCCAAUCGUUACAAAGCAAAUGAAGAAGAAAUUCAAAAAAAAUUCCUUACAUCUGCAAAGAAGGGGCAUAAAGGAAACCGCACAGAAGCUGAUUGACCUUUCGGAUCAUUUUCUUAUCAGAGAAGGCAGAGGAAACCGACCCACUGUUGGUGCUGCAAUAUUGAUAGCAGCCUUGUAUGUGCAACAAAAAGGACAAAAGAAGAUAUCUAAUGCGAAAUCACCCUUAAGAUUCUGGCAGUUUGAUGAAUUUAGUGAUGUGUUAGAACGUGGCCAUUAUGCAAUGAAAACUCGAUACUUUGAGUUAAUUAAGCUUUUGAAAGAAUGUUAUGAAAAAGUACCAUGGCUGACAUCCGUUGUCUCUGGUCAGUAUGCUGUUUAUUUAUUGGAUGAUAUAUUUAAGAUGCUCAAUAUAUCACAAGCUGAAACACAUAUCAAAUAUCAACGUCCAGUAAUUCGCAGAGCUGAAGAAGGACGAGCAGAAUUCGAAAAGGCUUUGAGUGAAGCUGAAUUGCACUUUAAGGCAAACCUUCGCCCUGAAACCAACAGUAUACUUGAAUAUCAGCUAUACAAAUUACUGAGCGAAGGCUAUACUGUAGAUGAACUAAAGGACUGUCAUGAAUCAAUGAUACGAAAUAUCUUUCAUUCAAUAACUUUUAAAGAGCAGCAUGAUUUUAUACAGAAUCCAGACGAUCUCGAUAACCCCAUCGUAAAUAACCAAGACAUGUCUGAAAGAGAAAUCAGCUUUUAUAUUAAAAAUGAUACGCCUGUUCCUGGCCCAGCUGUUGUAGAUACAUAAGAAGUAACAAACUGUUUAUGCAAUUAAACUUGUAAUUAAAUAUGCGAAAUUAAAAAAGCUUUCAUGAUAUUCCCAUUCGUUUACAAAGCAUCUCAAAUUCAUUUAAAUCAAUGAUACCAUCAUGAUUCAUAUCUGCUUCAUUUAGCAUUUCCAUAACUUGUUGCUGAGUCC
Messenger RNA from Rhizopus microsporus ATCC 52813, 1736 nucleotides. RefSeq lists its product as uncharacterized. The coding region runs from base 270 to 1565 and encodes 431 amino acids. Lineage: Eukaryota; Fungi; Mucoromycota; Mucoromycetes; Mucorales; Rhizopodaceae. The record is from RefSeq and is a predicted model, not a curated record. The transcript is spliced from 2 exons.